Molecule: messenger RNA, 4195 nt
Organism: Mytilus trossulus (common blue mussel)
Lineage: Eukaryota; Metazoa; Mollusca; Bivalvia; Mytilida; Mytilidae
Product: glutamate receptor ionotropic, NMDA 3A-like
Exons: 8
Coding region: 4-3261 (1085 amino acids)
Biological process (GO): ionotropic glutamate receptor signaling pathway; monoatomic ion transport
Cellular component (GO): plasma membrane
Molecular function (GO): NMDA glutamate receptor activity
Source: RefSeq, a predicted model, not a curated record
CAGAUGGAACCUACCAUUUCACAGAUAGCCAGAGGAGUAUCAAAAUUUUUCUCGGCAAAUUUCUGGUUCAAAUUCGUGCUCUUAAUUGAAAAAGAAUAUAUUUCCGAUGGAUUUUAUAGUGAGCUCAAAUUACUUUCAAGUGAGAAGAAAUGGAAUAUUACUGUGUAUUUUAUUUCUUCGAGUUGGACGUGUACCAAUAUAUGCAAUUUAAUAGCAAAAGUAUUCAGGAACGAACGAAAAAUCGUGGUUUUACAUACAAAACCUGAAUUAGCAAAGGUGAUAUUUAGGUGUAGAAAUUAUGUGAUGAAUUCUAGUAUUUCCUGGUUCUUGACAGAUAAAGUGUUUACACGCAAAAGGGCUUUGUUAAAAUAUUAUCCCACUGGAGCUUUGGCUGUGACUAUCAGUGAACAAACAUAUCUAGAGGAUAUCCUUAAGGAUAGUAUCAACGUAAUUAUAGAGGCAAUAAUGAACAUACCAACAGAUAUAAGGGGUUUUUCACUGCCAGUACACCAUAACUGUAGGACAGUUUCAAGUAGUGAACAAUCAUUGGGUCUCUUUUUUUAUAGAAAAAUGUUGGAAGCUUCUAUAGAGGGUGUGUCAGGUCCAAUGCAAUUUAGUUCAGAUGGAAUAUUACAAAGAAAUACAAUUGAUGUUCGUCAUCUCGUCAGGAAAGGAAGAAAAAGUACGUGGCGUAGAAUAGGCUAUGUAAGGGGUGACGACGUAUGUCCUUUUGGUAUUCUUUGGCCGGACGAACCUAUCGAGACACAUAUUAGGAACAAUAAAAAGCAUUACAGGAUCGUUACAAACCCUGUGCAACCGUUUGUUAUAAAAAAUUCAGAAUAUGGACUCGAUUCGGAUACGGGACAGUGUGCUAUGUACACUACAUGUUUGGAGCUACCGACAAAAGACACAAUAGCUACUAUCAAAGCGCUCAGGGAUUUUGAAAAUGGAUUUGUUAACGCUACUAAUCCUUAUAAUAUUAGCUGUUGCCGAGGAUUAACAGUUGAUCUACUAGAUAAACUUGCAGAAGAUCUUAAUUUUGAAUACACUAUGUAUGUAGUUCAAGAUACAGAAUACGGAAAGAAAAUAAAUGGCUCAUGGACGGGAAUGGUAUAUGAUCUGAUGGAAGGCACAGCUCAUAUGGCCAUUGGGGCAUUCAGUAUUACUAGACCGAGAUUAGAAGUGAUCGAUUUUACAUAUCCUUAUUUCUUCUCUGGAUUCUCUGUGUUGUAUCAUGAAAAAAUAGGAUAUAGUAUUUUGCAUGCUUUUCUGGAACCUUUUCAUUCUUACGUGUGGUAUUCUAUAUUUAUUUCUGCAACUAUCAGUGGAAUUUGCUCAUCUAUAUUCGAAUGGAAUAGUCCUUUUGGACUUAAUCCGUGGGGCCGAAAACGUAAACAAAAUUAUUGUUUAGCAUCGGGAUUAACUAUGGUUUACUCUUUAUUAUUUGGUCAUACAGUUAAGACUAAGUCACCAAAAUCCUGGCCAAGCAAGGUUUUACAAAACUUUUGGGCUUGUGCGUGUAUUUUUAUCAUGGCUUCCUACACUGCCAACCUUGCCGCUUAUAUAGCCGGAAAACAUGCUGGUAUUAAUUACAAUGACCUUCAUGAUCCAAGGUUAUUGGGCAUUCGAGUUGGAACUUUGGGAGGCAGUGCUGUAGAUACAACUUUGAGUAAAUUGAACUCUAAACUAUACCAUGUCAGCCACCGACAUCUGGUGCCAAGUUCUGAUGAGGGGAUAAAAAUGCUUAUAAAUAAUGAAUUGGAUGCAUAUCUUGGUGAUAACCCAAUACUCGAUUAUGCCCGAGUAAAGUUAGACCCAAAAUGUCGACUUCGAUUGCUUUCUCAGACAUUUGGAGAAGAUGGCUACGGAAUAGGGUUGCCAAAAGGCUCACCCUUAAAGAUUCCUCUCUCAGAAAAGAUUAAAGAGUAUCAUGAAAAUGGAUAUAUAGAUGAUCUAAUCGACAUUCAUUUUAAAGACAAGCAGUGUUACAAACAGAGUAUUUCACAAGAAGAUUCAAGAUUGCAAGCCUCACAUCAUGCAGGAUUGUUUGUUAUGUUGUCAUGUGGUUUGAUUCUAAGCAUAUUAUUGCUUUUUUGUGAACAUGGAAUAUUCCGAUGGCUGGUUCCAUACUUCAGAAACGUAUCAGACACAAGUCGUUGGAAGAGUCCUCACAUGCUAUUUUUUAGCCCGAGACUGCACAGAAUAAUCACAAGCGCAGAACUUGUUUCAGCACAUGAAUCAGCAAGAGAAAUGCUCGGAAUAGUGAAAAAUAGGGAUUUUAGCAAACUUUUUAUGAAAAGCACCAUACGAAAAAACAGAUUAGCAGAGUUAGCAAAAACUAAGCGACUGAAUAGACACUUCUUAGACAUAGUGGAAAAAGCAAAAUGGAUGCAAGAAAUGAAAGUGAAUAAUUUAUUUGGAGAUGAUUCUCCAAUUUCAGCAACACCUUGUAUUACAGAAAUUUCUCUCAAGGAUUUGUGUUCACAAAUAGAUUUUGACGCGUUAAAAAGUCAAGCUUUGGACGAUUACGAAAUCACAGAGGAAAACGAAAGUGAGGAGAGUCAUGAUGAUGAUAAUGAGGACGAUGAGUCUUCGAGUGAUAAACAGUGUUCCUUCUUUUUACCCGAACCAACUAGGUCGAAUAGGUCUUCAUUGGCAAGCAAUAAAAGACUAAGUAACGCAUCAAGUACAAAAAGACUAAGUGACGCAUCAAGUACAAAAAGACUAAGUGACGCAUCAAGUGCAAAAAGAACAAGUGUCACAUCAAGUAUAAAAAGUAAGAGAACUAGUAGCGUCUGUCAAGAUGUUCCAGAAAUUCAUGUGAAUAGUGAUAAUAUCAUUAACGAGUAUAAUGAAAUGUUUCCAAAAAAACGAAAAGAACCGUCGAUUCCGAACGGAAACUUACAUUUCGCAAACAGUUAUACAAUAACAGAUUGUAGACCUAUUUACGAUGACACAAAUGAGGAAGAAACGUCACUUUUACAACAUCAUAACUUUAACAAAUCACCAUCAAUGCCUUCGAAAAAUCGAUAUCAUAAUAAAAAUACUAAGAAGCGGAAAUCCUGGCAGGAAACCAGUGUAGACGAUAUCGACAUUGCCGAUAUACAAUACGAUGAAAUAACUAAAGAUGACCUUUUGUUAAUGUGGAAGGCCUCAGAAAUGGAACUAAAUGCAAGGCUUCAAAAAGCUCUCAGGGAAAAAUCAAGGCUACAAAGACUUCUUGUCGAUCUUGAUACAUCUCAAGAACCAACUCCAGUAUAAUAUAUGCAUUCAUUCAUUUCAUUACAAAAUUACAAAAUUACAAUAUAAUUAUAUAAGAAUUCCGUUUCUAUUGGUAGUCUUAGUCAACUUUUUUUUUUUGCAAAUUUCAGAAUGUCAAAUCUUUCUCUCAUAAAAUAGUAAACAUUAUGAUAAAAUUUAUAGCACCUUUAUCAAAUACUCUUGGGCAUUUAAGUUACGGGUAAUAUUUCACAACAAAUAUAAAUGCAUAUUUCUUUUAAGUCUUGUAGUACAAUGCUCAACUUAAUCAAACAUAUAUUCGUAUAUACCUUCAUCUUAAAAUUACAAAUUGAACUUUUCAAAAAAUAGCUCAUUUAAAGGAUGCAUUUUACGACAUCAUUUUCUACAUUUGAAAAUGCCUGUACCAAGUCAGGAAUAUGACAGUUCUUGUCCAUUCGUUUUUGAUGCGUUUAGUUAUUUGAUUUUGCCAUGUGAUUAUGGACUUUCCGAAUUGAUUUUCCUCUAAGUUCAGUAUUUUUGUGAUUUUACUUUUUAAUACAUUUUUUUUAUACCUUUGGUUGAAAUAUCUGAAAUAAGCAAGAUAUGGGUUGACUGUCACCUUGGUUAAAAACAUGGAUAAACUGACUUUAGAAGUAAAAAUCAUAUUAUUGUUUACCAUAUAUCAUAUUUCAAUAACAAUCUUUUGUAUUCAGUAUUUUUAUAAAAUUCUGUGAAUGAUGUACCUCGUUAAAAACAAUUUAUAUCAUUUUAUUGAGUAGACGGCUUUUCGGUGGAGGUCUUUAUCUGCAUUUUAAAACCUGUUUCCUUCAUUUUAGUUCACUUGGGACACAUUAAUCACUCUUUGUAAAUAUUAAACAUAUGACGUAUGCAAUCUUGUAAUUAAAAAUUUCCAUGUAAGUUUCAAAAUUAAAUUUUUGUAUUGAUUACUGUGAUAUCUUCCAGAACGGUGUCCUCA